AUGCACAAGUUUGAUUAUGGUAAACCCAUUCCGCGUAAAUGGCGAGUGAAGGGUGCGGACAGUCAUCUCUACCGAAUUGGGGUAGACCCGGGCCGGAAGGGUCAGACGUGUCCCUUCUGCGACGGCAUCGGUAUGGAGACCAUCCACGACCAGGUGGUGCCCAUACGCACGACGUGCCGGGUGUGCAAAGGCUCGGGCGUAUACAUCUACUACAAGUGUACGAAUUGCGCCGGCAUUGGUCAGGUGUUGGGCCGCCGGCGGCUACUGGUGCCGGUGCCGCCCGCCGUGCAGGACAUGCAAACGAUGCGCGUGGAUGUGGAGGGCCAGGAGCUGUUCAUCACUUUUCACGUACAGUCCAGCGCCUAUUUUCGGCGCCAGGGCUGGGAUGUGCACACAGACGCCACCAUUAGCCUGAGUCAGGCCGUGUUGGGCGGUACGGCUAAAGUGGAGGGUCUCUAUAGCGAUGAGCACCUGGUACUCAAACCGGGCACCGACUCCCAUACGGUGCUGAAACGCGAUGGUAAAGGCCUGAAACGGGUCGAUGGCUACGGCUAUGGCGAUCAUUACAUACAUAUUAAGAUUGAGAUACCGAAAAAACUGUCGGCCAAACAGCGGGCUAUAAUGCACUCGUACGCCGAGCUCGAGGACAACACACGGGGCGGCACUGUUGACGGUGUGCGCCGGCGGCCCAAAAAUAUCAUGGAAGACGAUCCGGAGGGCGACUACUCGGCCAAAGACCCCGAAACGCCUGGCGUUGUGUCCACUUUUCCGCCCCUACGGCUGGCCCGCAAUGCACUGAAACGACUGUUUAGUUUUAGGAAUUCAUAG
Molecule: messenger RNA, 828 nt
Organism: Medioppia subpectinata
Lineage: Eukaryota; Metazoa; Arthropoda; Arachnida; Sarcoptiformes; Oppiidae
Source: the annotation of a GenBank genome assembly